AUGCAGUACGUGGGAAAAGUGGGUGGCUACGUGUACAAUCAAUGGAACUCUUUAAACCCAGCCACAUUGUCUGGGGCUAUUGAUGUCAUUGUAAUCGAACACCCCGAUGGUACCCGUUACACGUCACCUUGGCACGUUCGUUUUGGAUUACUUCAGAUUAUCAAGCCAUCACAAAAGAAGAUUGAUUUGUACGUGAAUGACGUAAAAACAAAUUUGCCUAUGAAGUUGGGUGAAGGUGGCGAGGCUCAUUUUGUCUUUGAAGUGAACGACGCCGACCAUGAAUUGUCAAAUAGCGUGUUGACAUCACCGGUGAUUUCGCCCGUUUCGUCACCAUUAAGCACGCCAGUAAACAGUGACAACGAGCCUGACGAGCUUGAUUUGGAAGAAAAGACGAAAUUGAGCGACAUCCCUAGUCCAAAGAGCCCAUCCCAGCUGACUAGGUUAGCUAUUGAAAAUGUGAAAAAGAUUACCGAGAAAUUGAACAUCCCCACCAAGAUAGAUAUGAACGGUGAUAUUCUAAUUGACAUGGAUGGCUAUAAGCCAAACUCGCAAAAGAAUAUCGAUAAUUCGGACGAAUUAUUUAAAAAGAUUCUUUUGGAGGAGAUUGAAGGAGACUUGGGGGAAAAUUCGGUGAAGGCGUGGAAUCAGAUAAUUUCCAAGGAUGAAAACGGUAAUAUAAGAAUUUCCAACGUUUCGGAAGAUGGUGCCGAGACCGAAGAGGAUAUCAAGCUUCCUCCAUCGAGUGCCACUACGUCAUCAAUUACUACUUUUGGAUCUUCUACUUCUGGACAAAGUGACAAGGUAUACUUUAAGACUUUGAGGUUAACAUCAGAACAGUUGCAGAUGAUGAAUUUGAACUAUGGGGUAAAUACCCUAAAGUUUAAGUCGAGAGAGAGCUCGUCACAAGUGACGGCAAACUUGUUCUUGUGGAAAUCAACCACACCCAUUGUUAUUUCCGACAUUGAUGGUACCAUUACCAAAUCGGAUGCGUUGGGACAUGUUUUGAACUUGAUUGGGAGAGACUGGACGCACCCGGGGGUUGCUAGUUUAUUCCAGGAAAUAAAUCAGAAUGGUUAUAAUAUCCUUUAUUUAACAGCUAGAUCAGUCGGACAGGCAGAUUCAACGAGACAGUAUUUAACUGGGGUCAAUCAAGACGGUGUAAAGUUACCUAGUGGGCCGGUAAUUUUGAGCCCUGAUAGAACAUUUGCUGCCUUGCGACGAGAGGUUGUGUUGAAAAAGCCGGAGGUGUUUAAAAUGGCAUGUCUAUCGGAUAUCAUGCAUCUAUUUUUCGAAGGAGAGGGGACUGUAUUGGACGAAGACGACGACCAAACACCGUUCUAUGCGGGAUUUGGAAAUAGAAUCACUGAUGCUAUUAGUUACCGAUCGGUACACAUUCCAAGCCAUCGUAUCUUUACCAUCAACCCAGAUGGAGAGGUUCAUAUGGAGUUGUUGGAGUUGGCUGGUUACAAAUCUUCAUACUUGCAUAUUGGAGAAUUGGUUGAUCAAUUCUUUCCUCCCAUCAGGGUUGUUGGUUCCAUCUCGACAAACUGGAAUAAUGCGCAAUGGUCAGAAUAUGUAAAUAACCACGAAGCUAACGAUGCUUCAGAUGCAAGAUCCAUCACGUCAAUGCGUCUGCCUACGCCAGGAUCGCCAAAGUCGCCAAAGUCGCCAAAGUCGCCAGGAUCACCUCGUAAUUACCUUGAAGAUUACAAGACGGAUGAAAAGUUUAAUGAUGUCAAUUACUGGAAAAGCAGUUUGAAUCUUGACGAAUUGAGCGAUAGCGACAUUGAGAAAGAUGCUUUGGAUUUGAGAAAGAGCGGAAGUCCCAAAUUGAGUAAGAAUGAAAAGUUGCUGCAUCGUGACCACGAAAAAGAGGAGCACACUGAUAAUCCCGAACUUUUGCAAAAAGGAGAGAGGCCAAGAUCGCCAACUUUGGAGCGGCCACUUUCUGCGUCGUCUUUUACAUCACCUCUUAAGAACUUUAUGAGCUUUAGGAAAAAGAAGGAUGAUGAGGAGAGCUAUAAGGAUGGUGAAAAGGUUGAUGAAAAUGAUUUUACUGACGACGACGAGGAGGAUGAUGAUUAUACGGAUGACGAUUAUGACGAUGACGAUUAUGAUGAAGAUUAUGAGGAAGAGGAUGAUGAGGAUGAUGAGGAUGAUGAGGAUGAUGAGGAUGAUGAGGAUGUCGAAGAUGUCGAGGAUGUCGAGGAUGAUGAUGCCGGAUCCUCUCUCAAAGAUGUUCCUGUACCAGAGGCUAUUAGGGAUGAAAUAAUUGACAGAGGAUCUACCGAGUUUAUCAAGGCCAGUGAUUUGGAGAAAUUGCGCAUUUAA
Lodderomyces margitis is the source of this 2331-nucleotide messenger RNA. It is a transcript of the gene SMP2, whose product is annotated as phosphatidate phosphatase. Gene Ontology annotation, cellular component: nucleus. The transcript has a single exon. The record is from RefSeq and is a predicted model, not a curated record. Gene Ontology annotation, molecular function: phosphatidate phosphatase activity. Bases 1 to 2331 code for a protein of 776 amino acids. Gene Ontology annotation, biological process: fatty acid catabolic process; triglyceride biosynthetic process. NCBI's taxonomy places the organism in Eukaryota, Fungi, Ascomycota, Pichiomycetes, Serinales, Debaryomycetaceae.